Molecule: messenger RNA, 2262 nt
Organism: Anoplophora glabripennis (Asian longhorned beetle)
Lineage: Eukaryota; Metazoa; Arthropoda; Insecta; Coleoptera; Cerambycidae
Product: zinc finger protein 37-like
Exons: 4
Coding region: 77-2095 (672 amino acids)
Biological process (GO): regulation of transcription by RNA polymerase II
Cellular component (GO): nucleus
Molecular function (GO): DNA-binding transcription factor activity, RNA polymerase II-specific; RNA polymerase II transcription regulatory region sequence-specific DNA binding; zinc ion binding
Source: RefSeq, a predicted model, not a curated record
UUAUAUGUUGACGUAGUAAUUAGUAAUUUAUGGGUAUAAUAACAAAUGCCCGAAUAAAUUCUAUAAGGUAGUAUAAAUGGAAAACUUUGCUAAAACAUUCUGCAGGCUUUGCCUCGACGUCAUAGUAGAUGGGAAUUUCAAAAUAAUAGAAGAGACUAUUAAAGAAGUUCUAGAGGUUCUUCUGUUGAAACUGAGAAUAGAAGAAAAUAUUAAGCCUAUAAUAUGCAGUACUUGUUCCAUCAGACUAUUUGAGGCAUUUCAAUUUAAAGCGAUGUGUACAGACACUGAGGAUAGUAUUUUUCCUCACGUUAGUUCUGAAAAUGUGGCACCAGUUGAUUUAAAAGAUAUUUAUCUAAAAGGAAGAGGUAAGGAACACUUAAGAGGUUUAUUGGAAGACGAAAAACUUUGUCGAUUGUGUAUGCAGUUAGACACCUGUGGAUUUACAUCAGUAAAAGAUGUGGAUUUUGACAUAAUCACUAAAUAUAUUCCGGAAGUAAAUUUUAAUUCCACCGAGGAUCCAGUUAUUUGUACAGCUUGCCUUGAUUCUCUGAACACUCAUGGCAGGUUUUUAAAAAUGUGUUCAGAUAUAGACGAGCAAAUUUGUGAUGGUAAAACUACAGGGGAUCGAUUAUAUAUUGAUACUGAAGAGAUUGAAAUAAAAUCUGAAGAAAACAAUGAAGAUAGCGAUUCUCCCCUAUAUAACAACAAUGAAUCUUCAGUCAGCAUAAACCAGAGUAAUUCUUUACAAAAUUUGACGGAAGUGGAUGAAAAUGAUAAAUACGAAAUUAAAACUAACUGCGAGAGAAAGCACAUAAGAGGCAUAUCAGAGACGAUCUCCAACAAACCUGAUACAUGUGGUUACAAAAUCAAGGGCAAUGAUAAAUUAAAACUCGAAUCCAAGCUCAACAGCAGCCUUUCACCCCACCAAAUAAAUCACAAAGACAUUUCUAAGCCACGGUUAUAUGAAUGCGAUACGUGCGGCUUCAAAGUGAAACGUAAGUGCCACCUUAGAACGCAUCUACUCAAACACAAAAGUCCCUUUGAGGUGCAAAUGUACCACUGCAAUACGUGCAAUUUCAAAUCCAAAUAUAAACAAAGUAUCGCAAAACAUCAACUGGUGCACGUAGAUUACUCCAAGGAGCCGACGUUCAUAUGUUGCACAUGCGGUGCGAAGUUCAAGCAGAAAAGAUACCUUCUGCGCCAUCAACUAAGUCACACAGACAGUUCUGAAUUGCGGCCGUAUGAAUGUGACACAUGCGACUUUAAAGCAAAACGUAAAUACCAUCUUGAAAGGCAUCAGUUGAUGCACAAAAGUACAUCUGAGGUGCAAAUGUACGAAUGCAAUACCUGCGACUAUAAGUGCAAACGUAAGGACCAACUAUUAGGCCAUCAACUGAUACAUAGAGAUUACACUAGCACAUCACUGUUCAAGUGUGAUACGUGUGAUUUCAGCACCAAAUAUAAGAACAGCUUUACAGGCCAUCAGUUAACACACAAAAACAUUUCAGAGGUGCCUACGUACAAUUGCGAUAAAUGUGACUUUAGGAGCAAACAUAGACAGAGUUUUAAAAUGCAUAUAGUACUUCACGAAGGUGUUCCACAGGUGCCACUGCAUAAGUGCGAUAUAUGUGGUUUUGAAACCGUGCAAAAAGCCAAUCUUAACACCCACUUGCUGAAACACGACAGCAUUUUUAACGCACGGACAUUUAAAUGUAACGAGUGUAACUUCACAACUAAAUAUAAACAGGAUCUUCCAAGGCAUCAGCUAAUGCACAAAGACAUUUCACAAAUGCCAUUGUAUAAGUGCCACAUAUGUGGCUUUGAAAUCAGGGAAAAGCACAAUUUCAAAAAACACCUGCUGAAGCACAAAAGCAUUUCUGACACACCGACAUUCGAAUGUGACAGGUGCGAUUUUAAAACUAAAUAUAAACAGGGUCUUGCAAGGCAUAGCAUACAGCACAAAGACGUUUCGGAAGUCCCGCAGUACGAGUGUCAUACCUGUGGACACAAAACCAAGCACAGAGGUAACCUUAUUACUCACCAGAAACUACACAGAGGCCAAAGUCAGUCACUCAAAGAUGAAAUACUGAAAUAACUGUAUCGACUAAGAGCUGCAGUGGUCAGAUUAUGAAAGUUGUUUGUUAAUUUCAGAUAAACUUGUUACGUCGCCUUGUGUGACCACGCAACAAUUUUGUCAGAUAGAUUAUUUAUAGUGUAAAUUUGAUUAUCCAGCAAAAAUAAUAAAUACAAAAUGUCAAAUAA